Corylus avellana is the source of this 2809-nucleotide messenger RNA. Its product is annotated as structural maintenance of chromosomes flexible hinge domain protein. NCBI's taxonomy places the organism in Eukaryota, Viridiplantae, Streptophyta, Magnoliopsida, Fagales, Betulaceae. The record is from RefSeq and is a predicted model, not a curated record.
CCCAUCAACGUUGCCACAGUAUUCUAUCUCUCUCUCUCUCUCUCUCUCUGUUUCUCUCAUCGCCACUAUAUAACGGCAUAUUCUCUUCCAAUCCUUUUCUCUCUCACUUUCUCUCCCCGGAGUUUUUCUCGGAUGUGAAAAAAAAAAGGGGAUAAAUUUAACCGUUUGGAGUUUUGUGUGUUUCGUUUUUCUCUUUCCUAAAUUUCUCUACGGAUUUCUUGGGGCUGUGUUCGGGGAUUUUCGCGACAAUUGGGUUUCGUUGAUAUUAAGGUGGUUGCUUUUGUUUGGUUGGGAAAUGGUGGUGAAGAUGAUGAAGUGGCGGCCGUGGCCGCCUCUGGUGUCGAAGAAGUACGAGGUGAGGCUGGUCGUGAGGAGGCUGGAGGGGGGCGAUCUGGUGCGGGAGGGCGUAGAGAAGGCGGGAUUGGUGGUGGAGAUCAAGUGGAAGGGCCCGAAGCUGGCGCUGAGCUCGCUGAGGAGGACGGCCGUGAAGAGAAACUUCACAAAGGAGGUGGAGGUGGGGGCCGAGGCCGAGGCCGAGGCCUACCAAAACGGCGUUGUCGUGGAGUGGGACGAGGCGUUUCAGACCCUCUGUACUCUCUCCGCCUACAAGGACAAUGUGUUUCAUCCCUGGGAGGUCGCUUUCACUGUCUUCAAUGGAUUGAAUCGAAGUCAAGGGCCAAAGAACAAGGUUCCUGUUGUUGGAACAGCUUCAUUGAACCUUGCUGAAUAUGCUUCUGCAGCUGAUCAAAAAGAGUUUGAAUUAAACAUUCCUCUCACACUCUCUGGCAAUGCUACUGAGCCUUCUCCUUCACUCUGUAUAUCACUGAGCUUAUUGGAACUGAGAACGACUCAAGAAACCAUGGAACCAGUGCAGAGAUCAGCAGUUCCUGUUCCAUCGCCACCCCAAUCGGGAGAAAUUGUCUCAACAGAAAAGGAUAAGGAUGAGCUUUCUGCAAUUAAAGCUGGUCUCAGAAAAGUAAAAAUAUUUACAGAGUAUGUGUCCUCCAGGAGAGCAAAAAAGGCGUGCCGUGAGGAAGAUAGCAGUGAGGGCAGGUGCUCUGCCAGGAGUGAGGACGGUGAGUAUAAUUAUCCCUUUGACUCGGACUCGCUUGAUGAUUUUGAGGAUGGAGAAGUAGAUGAGGGCAAGGAGGAUUCCAUUGUCAGGAAGUCUUUUAGUUAUGGCUCACUGGCAUCUGCUAAUUGUGCUGGAGGAUCAUUUUAUUCAAGUAUGAGGAUCAAUAGUGAAGAUGAGGAUUGGGUUUACUUUAGCAAUCGGAAAUCUGAUGUUGGGUGCUCAAAAAUUGAGGAGUCAACUGCAUCAGUGGCUGAGCCACCUCUAUUGCAAAGUUCAAAGCGCAGCAUUCUACCUUGGAGGAAGAGGAAGCUGAGCUUUAGGUCUCCUAAAGCCAAAGGAGAGCCAUUGCUGAAGAAGGCCUAUGGAGAAGAAGGUGGAGACGACAUUGAUUUUGAUCGUAGACAGCUUAGCUCUGAUGAAUCUCUUUGUCUUGGGUGGCACAAGACAGAGGAGGAUUCAUCUGCAAAUCGAUCCUCAGUUUCUGAGUUUGGGGAUGACAACUUUGCCGUAGGCAGUUGGGAGCAGAAAGAAGUAACAAGUCGUGAUGGACACAUGAAGCUUGAGACCCAGGUUUUCUUUGCUUCCAUUGAUCAGCGGAGCGAGCGGGCAGCAGGCGAGAGUGCAUGUACAGCCCUUGUUGCUGUCAUUGCCGAUUGGUUUCAAAACAACCAUGAUCUCAUGCCCAUAAAGUCCCAAUUUGAUAGCCUUAUCAGAGAAGGCUCAUUAGAGUGGAGGCACCUUUGUGAGAACGAAACCUAUAAGGAGCGGUUCCCCGACAAGCACUUUGAUCUUGAAACAGUCCUUCAAGCCAAGAUACGCCCUCUUUCUGUAGUUCCUGGGAAGUCCAUUAUUGGGUUUUUCCAUCCAGAGGGGAUGGACGAGGGAAGAUUUGACUUCCUGCAUGGUGCAAUGUCCUUUGACAACAUUUGGGAUGAGAUAAGCCGUGCUGGUUCAGAAUGUCCAAGCAGCCGUGAACCUCAGGUUUAUAUUGUCAGUUGGAAUGACCAUUUUUUCAUCCUCAAGGUUGAGCCAGAAGCUUAUUACAUCAUUGACACGUUGGGGGAGAGGCUAUACGAAGGAUGCGAUCAGGCCUAUAUCUUGAAAUUUGACAGCAAUACGGUAAUUUACAAAAUGCCAGAUGCUGCAGAAUCAUCAGAAGAAAAAACAGCCGGCGACCAGCAGAUUGUAACAACAGCAGCAGAACACAAGAACAGGCAGGGCCAGCCAGCUAACACAAAGGAAGAGGGUUAUGUAGCCAAGCCUGAGGAACCCAUAAAGAGUGAAGAGGAAGAGGAGUUUGUAUGCAGAGGGAAGGAAUCCUGCAAAGAGUACAUAAAGAGCUUCUUGGCUGCAAUUCCAAUAAGGGAAUUGCAGGUUGAUAUAAAGAAAGGUCUAAUGACCUCAACACCUCUUCAUCACCGGUUGCAGAUUGAAUUCAACUACACCCAUUGCUUACAACAACCACAAUGUGAAACGACUGCAGCUGCAACACAAAAUAUGGAAGACCCAUUCUCAGAGGUUGCCUGCUUAGAGGACUUCGUGUAAAAUUAUAGGAAGUGUGAUUACUCUAACUUGUUUUUUCUUUUUCGAUUAUGGGGUGUCUUUUGAUGUGCAUUGUUUUAACUAAGAAGAGCCCAUGUGAUCUUUUUGAGUGGUAUAUGAGAGAGAGAUGGGACUGCAAAUGGAACAGUCUGUAUUUUUUUUUUCAAUGUUAAUGGAGCUUGUGUUGUGUCU